This is a messenger RNA of Fulvia fulva, 693 nucleotides long. RefSeq lists its product as uncharacterized. The coding region runs from base 1 to 693 and encodes 230 amino acids. The record is from RefSeq and is a predicted model, not a curated record. Lineage: Eukaryota; Fungi; Ascomycota; Dothideomycetes; Mycosphaerellales; Mycosphaerellaceae. The transcript has a single exon.
AUGGGAUACGUCCACACCGCCAACCGAUGGGACUGCAGCGGACCAGCAGAUAACCAGACGCCCGGGACGGGUACAGAUAUUUGUUUCGCAUCAGCACCCUACACGACUGUCACCAAGAACAUCUCCACCUACGGCAGCUGGAAGACAUGUGCAGGCUGGGACGGCGUGCAGCGCGAUGUUCACAUCGACAGCUUGUUCAUCGACGAAGCGCCUGGUCAGGAUAAUCUCAAGUUUGGCACGUACAUGACGAACCUCACCAACUUCGCGAAACAGAAUUUCAUGAAACCCGCCAACAACGGUACUGUGCUCUUCAACGCUGGAGCGCAAACCGAUUCUCGCUACUUCAACGUCGCAGACACCAUCAUCGUGCUGGAGAACACCGAGCAAGUCUAUGAAAGCAUCCCCGACAUCGGCGCCUGGGUCUGGGGUUCUGGAACAAGGUAUCCUUCCAAGGCGUCGAUUCUGUUGUAUAAUCACACGACUACGCAGGGCACGACAACGACGUAUAAUACUGUUGCGUACAAUGUGGAUACGACUCUGAACAGGAAGCAUGAUGCUUUUGAGAGUGUGUUCAUUUUGAAUUUGAUUGGGAAUCAGUAUGCGGAGUUAUCGACGAAUUGGGAGAAUAUUGUCAAGGCUGUGAAUGAUACGGUCGUCGCGAAUAGGAUUUGUGUUGCAAGUAGGACUUGUUGA